Molecule: messenger RNA, 1496 nt
Organism: Parastagonospora nodorum SN15
Lineage: Eukaryota; Fungi; Ascomycota; Dothideomycetes; Pleosporales; Phaeosphaeriaceae
Exons: 2
Coding region: 1-1359 (452 amino acids)
Biological process (GO): chitin catabolic process; carbohydrate metabolic process
Cellular component (GO): extracellular region
Molecular function (GO): chitinase activity; chitin binding
Source: RefSeq, a predicted model, not a curated record
AUGCGUUUCUCUAGCGCCACCACGCUCUUUUCUCUGGCGUCCAUCGCCCAAGCUGCUCCCAAGGUUCACCCGCGCGACCAUGUCAUCGCCGCCCGCGAGACCGGUCAGCAGUACCAAUCCCAGGUGUUCUACACUAACUGGGCCAUGUACGGACGCAAACACUUCGUCACCGACCUCCCGGCCGACCACCUCACCAAGAUUAACUACGGUUUCGCCAACGUGAACAACAAGACUGGCGAGGUCUUUCUCUCCGACGAGUGGUCUGACGUCCAGUUUCCUUACCCGGGAGAUGUUGCCACCAAUGGAUCGCAGUUGCUUGGUAACUUCAACCAGCUUUACAAGCUGAAGCAGAAGAACCGCAACCUGAAGGUUAUCCUUUCUGUCGGCGGUUGGACCUGGAGGGGCAACUUCAAGCCCGCGCUUGCCACCGAGGCUGGAAGACAAAAGUUCUGCGACAGCUCUCUGCAGCUGAUCGCGGACCUUGGACUCGACGGCUUCGACAUUGACUGGGAGUACGCUGAGGAUGCGACCGAUGCGGCCAACUUCCUCGACACUGUCAUGCGCUGCCGCAAGGCUUACGACGAGUACGCAGCCGCCAACGCCCACGGCUACCACUUCGACCUGGGCAUUUCCGCCCCCGCUGGACCUUCUCGCUACAGCGUCUUGCGCAUGAAGGAGAUGGACCAGUACGUCGACAACUGGAACUUGAUGGCUUUCGACUACCAGGGCGGUGGCUUCUCCAACUUCACCGGUCACCAGAGUAACGUGUACGCCAGCAAGACUAACCCUAAGACCACUGACGGCUGGGACUCUGUUCUCGGAAAGUUCAUGCCGUUCAACACCAAGGAGGCCAUCGAUUACUACAAGGCGAACGUCGCCUCCCCUUGCAAGAUCGUUCUCGGUAUGCCCCUGUACGGACGCUCUUUCGGCAACGUUGUCGAUCUCAGCAAGGACCAGCGCGGUCUUGGCCAGAAGUUUAACGGUUCUGGCGAGGGUACCUGGGAGCCUGGCACACUCGACUACAAGUUCCUUCCUCUUAACGGCAGCAAAGUUUACCAGGACAAGGAGACCCUCUCCAGCUGGAGCUGGGACCCCGUCAAGAAGGAGGUAGUCAGCUUCGAUACUCCCAAGACUGCCGUCUGGAAGACUGAUUUCCUCAAGUCUGAGGGUCUUGGUGGCGCAUGGUGGUGGGACUCCUCCAGCGACCUCCCGAUCACCAACGACAAGAGCAUUAUCUCGACCGUUGUGAAGCAGCUCGGUGGCUCUACCGGCCUGAAGCAAGCCAAGAACAACCUGUACUACCCCAAGUCCAAGUACUACAACAUCGCUGGAGCCGCAAACUCCACUGUCAUGCAGUAGAUGGAGAUGUUGUAAUUACUUUCCUGUACACAAAACAAUUUGUCAAGCCUGUCGUGUGGACCAGGUGAUGCUAAGGGUCAUUCUUUGUUUAGCUAGUUAGCCAAUUAAUGUCGUACCCGCGGCCGUUCCAUUCGAGA